Molecule: messenger RNA, 2118 nt
Organism: Mesoplodon densirostris (Blainville's beaked whale)
Lineage: Eukaryota; Metazoa; Chordata; Mammalia; Artiodactyla; Ziphiidae
Gene: WDR4
Product: WD repeat domain 4
Exons: 11
Coding region: 54-1298 (414 amino acids)
Biological process (GO): RNA (guanine-N7)-methylation
Cellular component (GO): cytosol; tRNA methyltransferase complex; nucleus
Molecular function (GO): protein binding; tRNA (guanine(46)-N7)-methyltransferase activity
Source: RefSeq, a predicted model, not a curated record
GCAGGAAGAGGCGCUAGGCGGCGCACGUGGGUGGCUGCGCGGCGGGCGGGCACAUGGCGGGUUCUGCAGGGCUGUCGCUGUGCGGGCAUGAGCUGGUGGUGCGGGGCGGCAGCCGGUUGCUGGCCACCUCCACUUCGAGCAGUGAUGAUGACAGCCUCUUCAUAUAUGAUUGCAGUGCUGCGGAAAAGGAGACGCAAGAGCAUAAAGGGGAGGACGGACAGCCCGUGGAUAAGGGGAGUGACACGAUUCUGGCGUCCACCUUCUCUACGUCUGGCAGCUAUUUUGCUUUAACUGAUGACAGUAAGCGUCUGAUUCUUUUCCGUACAAAACCAUGGCAAUGUCUGAGUGUCAGGACUGUGGUGAGGAGGUGCACAGCCCUGACCUUCACGGCCUCUGAGGAGAAGGUUCUGGUAGCAGACAAGUCUGGGGACGUUUAUUCCUUUUCGGUGCUGGAGCCGCACGGGAGCGGCAAGCUUGAACUGGGACACCUGUCGAUGCUGCUGGAUGUGGCCGUGAGUCCCGACGACCGCUAUGUCCUCACCGCCGACCGGGACGAGAAAAUCCGGGUGAGCUGGGCCGCGGCUCCGCACAACAUCGAGUCCUUCUGCCUUGGGCACACCGAGUUUGUGAGUCGCAUCUUCGUGGUGCCCGACCACCCCGAGCUGCUCUUGUCCUCCUCCGGGGACCGCACCCUGAGGCUCUGGCAGUACAGAAGCGGCCGUGAGUUGCAUUGCUGUCACCUGCCCAGCCUGCAGGAGCCAACGGAGCCCUGGAGCGACAAGAGGUUUGCCGCGUCCAGGAUCGCUUACUGGCGCCAGGAGGACUGCGUGGCGCUCCUGUGUGACGGGCUGCCCGCGGUCUACCUCUUCCAGCUGGAUGCCCCUCGGCGGCAGCUGGUCUACCAGCAGCAGCUGACUUUCCAGCACAGAGUGUGGGACGCCGCCUUCGAGGAGGCCCGGGGGCUGUGGGUCCUGCAGGACUGCCGGGAGGCCCCCCUUGUGCUCUGCAGGCCUGUGGGCGGCCAGUGGCAGUCUCUUCCUGAAAGUGCUGCGUCGAAGAGGGUCUGUGCUCACCUUCGCGAGAACUGGGCCAUGUUGGAAGGCUCUGCUGGCACGGAUGGUGGCUUCAGCAGCCUCUACAAGGCCACCUGUGACAACAUGACCACUUACCUGAAGAAGAAGGAGGAACGUCUGCAGCAGCAGCUGGAGAAGAAGCGACGCAGGGGGCCGCCGUGCGGGUCCAACGGGCAGACCAAGAAGAUGAAGGCAGGGCGCGCACCACGGAGCUGCUCGUCCUAGCUCGGCUCGGGAUGCUCGCCGCCUCGGGGCGGCGGGACACUGUGCUUGCCCCUCCUGCCCGCAGCGCCCUGACGAAGGCAAAGGGGGGACCUCAUUCCCAACUUGGGCUGGGGGGCGGCGAGGUCCAUCCCAACUCAGUGGACACCUGGGGCCAUGCCGGGUAGCUGGACGUGGGACCCUGGGCUCUAGAACAUUCUGUUGCUGAGCAGAGCCCUCUGGCAGGAGGGAGGCCAUGCAGCGUGUUAGCCGCUAUGCCUGAGCAGUAAGUGCCUCCAAGCCCCUUCCCUUCGCACUGGAGGGCACGUCACCCUGCAGUUGUGGCGCUGUCCUUUCCUGCUCGUCCACGUGGCUUCCUCUAGGGGAGCCUGGAAGCGGACGGACGUCUUUCCAGCAGUGCGGUGCACACUUGCGCUUUUCUCCAGUCCCCUCGCCCUUCUGGAUGGUCCACUACGCUGUCCAGCAGGCGGCUGCGCGCCUCGGGGGCCGUAAACCUGAGGGGAGUUAAGUCCUCGGUUCCCUGGGCAGCGCUGGCUCCGGUGCUCGGGCCCCUCGGGGUGCGGAGAGCUCAUCGCCGGAGCUGGUGGAGACGGGAGCUUCUCCGCGACGCGUGAGGACAGAGAAGCCCGGCUGCACACUUAACUCCGCAGGGAAGUGACGGGUGACGUUGUGUAUGUUUGAUUUCGGUUUGAACUUUGUGCACGUGCUGCAGAGCAGGAGGGUCGGCUGAAUUCUAAUUACUGAUCAAUAAAGAUGAGCUUUUUUGCAGCUUCUAGAAAUUUUAGCAGCAACACGUGGAGCUAAUCUCAAAAUAUAUUGAGCA